Messenger RNA from Scylla paramamosain (green mud crab), 1084 nucleotides. Its product is annotated as thread biopolymer filament subunit alpha-like. The transcript is spliced from 3 exons. NCBI's taxonomy places the organism in Eukaryota, Metazoa, Arthropoda, Malacostraca, Decapoda, Portunidae. Bases 35 to 892 code for a protein of 285 amino acids. The record is from RefSeq and is a predicted model, not a curated record.
CGGGCACCAGUCACCUCCGAGACACUAAGGAGAGAUGUACAAUCCAAAGAUGUGGGCGGCGUGGGUGUGCCUGUGGGCGUGCAUGGGCGCUGUAUCGGGGUCCUAUGACUGUCAACCCAUUACUCAUUAUGUGACUCAAUUAAAUACGAUUCUUUUGGAGGUACCAGUCCAGGAGACCGUGUACCAACAAGACUUCAUCCCUACUACAGUAUUCAACGACAUCCUGCACACCCGCCGGAACACCAUCUAUAACCGCGCCCACGUUCCUGAAGUCGUUACUACAACUCAAUACAACCCACAACUGCAACAUGUCACGGUCCUUUCCACUGUGACGGAGUAUGAAGACGUUACAAACUACGUGGUUAACGAAGUUCUUGUCCCCAGAACGGUUACUGAGACUGGCAUCAACACUAUCUGGAAGCAAGACACCGCUUAUCAGACUGUCCGAAGUACCGUAUUCGUACCAAGAAUUGUCACCAAAACGGAUUACCAAGUGGAGACUAUUGUAGAUACGGUUCUCAGCACAGCUUUCCAAACGGUUCUGCACACUACAACGAUGGUUCAUGAUAAUUGUGCGAAUAACCGGAUUUUUGCUUCCAAUGUUAGAACUGGGGUUAGCGGCGCUGGUCUUGGUGGAGCUGGUGGUGUUGGUGGAUUCGCUGGUGGUCUUGGUGGAUUCGGUGGUGGUUCUGGAGUGGGUGGCUUCGGUAGUGGUGCCGCUGGUGGUGUAGGUGGAGGAGUGGGUGGAGCUGGUGUUGGUCUUGGUAAAGGCGUGGGUGGAGUUGGUGGUUUUGGUGGAGAAGCGGGUGGAGUCAGUGGUGGUUUUGGUGGAAUCGGUAGUGGUUUUGGUGGAAUCGGACGUAGUGGAUACGGUUACGGAUACGGCCACUGAUGAUGAUGAUGAUGGUAGUGGUGAUGGUGGUGGUUAUUGUAUAAAUUAUUAUUAUUAUUAUUAUUAUUAUUAUUGUUAUUAUUAUUGUUACUAGGAUUAUUAUUAUUACUAUUAUUUUUACAGCAAUGGCAUCGAGAAACACUUGUAAUCUAAGUAAUUUAUUGAUUAUAAAUAAAUAUGUUUAAAAAUGAA